Suillus subaureus is the source of this 474-nucleotide messenger RNA. RefSeq lists its product as uncharacterized. The transcript has a single exon. The record is from RefSeq and is a predicted model, not a curated record. NCBI's taxonomy places the organism in Eukaryota, Fungi, Basidiomycota, Agaricomycetes, Boletales, Suillaceae. The annotation marks the transcript as partial.
UUGCUACAAAGCACAGGUGCUGUGAUCUCUGGGUCAUCAGCCCUAAACAUCGUGCAAGCCAAACAGGGCGCAGUCAACAUCAAUGACUUGGAUGUCUAUACCACUCUCCCUAAAUUUGAACAACUUCUCAACUUCUUUGAAGAAUCGGAAGGUUACAAGGUCACGGAUCAUUUCUGUCAUCCACCCCCUGGUCCUUAUAACAAUACAGGGAUAGCCAAGCUCAUCCGACUUCAAAAAAGGACACAAAAAGUGGACAUCAUUGUCACAAACUUGACUUUGGCAGCAGCACCCAUUUUUCAAUUCCACAGCACAGUCAUCAUGAACUUCAUAUCAGCAGAAUGCAUUUUUUGUGCUUACCCCAUGUGGACGCUCAACAUGGCUGGUUUGAUCCACCCGAGAAUGUACAAACAAGAUGCCACUAACCUCACAACCAUCAGUGGCCUCGCCAAAUAUAUGAAGAGAGGAUUUAGCCUA